Messenger RNA from Penicillium cinerascens, 6021 nucleotides. RefSeq names its product putative filament-forming protein (Tpr/p270). Gene Ontology annotation, molecular function: structural constituent of nuclear pore. Gene Ontology annotation, biological process: mRNA export from nucleus; protein import into nucleus. Gene Ontology annotation, cellular component: nuclear pore. The coding region runs from base 1 to 6021 and encodes 2006 amino acids. The record is from RefSeq and is a predicted model, not a curated record. The transcript is spliced from 2 exons. NCBI's taxonomy places the organism in Eukaryota, Fungi, Ascomycota, Eurotiomycetes, Eurotiales, Aspergillaceae.
AUGGCGGAUGCAGCGAUCGAGCUGCCUUAUUUGGCCUCUCAUUACUCGAUCCCCGAAGCUACUCUCAGAACCCUGACUCAGACGCCAACUGCGGAUCUUGUCAAUCAGCUUCUUGAAUCCAUCACCAAGAAAGCGCAUGCAUUUGAUGAACUCAAAUCAGACAAACUCCGCUUGGAGGUUGAACUCGAGAAUGCUGUUCGCAGCAACGAGUCCAAGAUCAAGGUGCUGAAAGGAACGGUGGAGAAAGGUCACUCAGAGAUUGAAGAUCUGAGAAAGAAGCUGCAUGAAUCCGAAAACACACGCUCGGCUCUGGAAACCGAGAUCUCUACUCUCAAGUCAUCGACCACUACCAACGAAACCGAGGUGAGCUCACUGAAGUCGCGCAUUACCUCUCUCGAGGCCUCGAAUCGGGAUACUCUCGCUCUACUUGAAUCCAAGUCUGCCGCCCACGACAAACUUGCAGAAGAGCUGUCAGCGCAACACAAAAAGACCAUUGAGCUGCGGCGCGAGCUUUCCGCCGCAGAGCAAAAUAUCCAGAACGCCAAUUCCGCGUCUGCGAGUGCACGGUUCCGGGAACAGAACCUUCAGCAGGAACUGGAACUCACCAAGAAGAACAACGAAUGGUACGAGACUGAGUUGAAGACAAAGAGCGCCGAACACAGCAAGUUCCGGAAGGAGAAGAGUGCUCGUAUCUCUGAGCUUCAACGUGAGAAUGAGGAGGCGAACUCAACGAUUGAAACUCUGCGACGCACCGAGAACUCUCUCAAAAGCCGUCUUGAUGAGACUGAGCAGCGAUACGAAGAGUCGCUCGCCAGUAUCACCAAGCUGAAGGAAGAUGCGAUCCAGGCUUCAGAGUCUUUCCGAAUCGAACUGGACAGCGCCAAUCGACUGGCUGAGCUUCAAGGUUCUGCUGCGCAAACCGCCAAGCAACGCGUUCAAGAGUGCCAGCUCGCACUCGAGAAAGCCAAGGAUGACGCGGCGGAGGAACUAUCUCGUUUACGUGUUGAAGUCGAAUCUGAGCAUGCGGACAAGACGGCUGCGGAGAAGCGUAUUGCUGAGCUUGAAGUAACCGUCUCACAACUGGAGUCUGACGGAGGCCGGAAUCGGUCCAUGAGUCCAGCGCGCUCGCUCAAUGGCCUCGGCCCCAGUACCCCCAUGCGGCCGGGAACCCCUGGCGGCACUUUCUCCCCUCGGGCUUCUCGAACCAAGGGCGGUCUUACUCUCACUCAGAUGUACACUGAAUACGACAAGAUGCGUAUGCUACUUUCUUCAGAGCAGAGAACCAACCAGGAGCUUCGGUCCACCGUGGAUGAGAUGGUUCAGGAAUUGGAAUCCAGCAAGCCCGAGAUUGAUGAGUUGCGGGCAGACCAUAGCCGCCUUGAGAACGCCGUCAUCGAAAUGUCUAAUAUCCUUGACACCGCUAACAAGGAACGUGAAGACGCCACGAAAGAGGCACGGAGAUGGCAGGGCCAAGUUGACGGGCUGGCCCGCGAGGGCGGCAUUCUGCGCCAGCAGCUGCAUGACAUCAGUGCCACAGUCAAGGUCCUUCUCCUGGAAGUGGCUCUUGCCAAAAAUGGGGAAGACUAUGACCGUGAGGAGCUGGAAAAGAUCGCUCGGAAGCAAGUGGAGGACAACUCAGCCGAAUUGAACGCCACUGGUCGCUGGAUCAGCGAAAAUGUGACAACAUUCAAGAACCUGCAUGAUUUACAACAGCAGAACCUUGACCUUCGGCGCAUGCUCCGUGAAAUCGGUGACAAGCUGGAGAGUGAGGAGGCCCGCGAAAAAUCCGCCGUCCACCAGCAGGAGCAGGAGGAGCUAAAGGAGCUGCGCAUCCGAUGCCAAACCUACCGCGAUGAAAUCGCCAACUUGCUGUCUCAAAUUAAGAGUUACGUGAAGGAGCGUGACACUUUCAAGAGCAUGCUGAGCCAUCGCCGACAGACCAUCGGGGACCCAUCAGCUCUGUCGCAGUCAAUGCCCCUGGGCGCUAUUCCCCCUGGAGCAGCUAGCAGCCAGUCAGGUGACGCGAGUGCGUCUACUGAACUGCUUCGAAGUGUCCAAGCUCAAUACGAUACGUACCGAGAAGAGAUGGCAUCUGAUCAUGCAGCUCUUCGCCAGCAAAUUAAUGAGCUGUCACGGAAGAACAGCGAGCUUCUCAGCGAAAUCAGUCGGUCGAGCAGUCAACUUGCGGGCGCUUCUCAGCGCGCUGAUCUUCUUCAAAGCAACUUCAAUAUGCUGAAGACCGAGAACAGUGACCUUCAAAAGCGCUAUUCCACCCUGUUCGAGAACGCCAACAGACAAGAUAUUCGCACACAGCAAGCCGCGGAGGAUCUCGUCGAAGCCAAGGGACUUGCGGAGAGUCUUCAGCGCGAAAAUGCCAACCUUAAGGCCGAAAAGGAUCUCUGGAAGAGUGUUGAGAAGAGACUACAGGAGGAUGUUGAAAACCUGCGGAACGAGCGAACCCGACUUGACUCUUACAAUGCCAACCUCCAGACGAUGCUGAACGAGCGCGAGCACACCGAUACUGAGACUCGUCGCAGACUUCAAUCAAGUGUUGAAACUCUCGAGUCCGAGCUCCAGUCCACCAAGCGCCAACUUAACACCAUCACGGAGGAGUCCAAGCAGGCCAGUUUGCGCCGUGUCUACGAGCAGGAACAGAGCCAGAAACGUAUUGACGAUCUGGUGACAAGCUUGGGCUCAGUUCGGGAAGAGUUGGUUGCUAUCAAGACUACUAAGGAUCAUCUUCAAUCUCGUGUAGAUGAGCUUACCGUCGAGCUCAAGAGCGCGGAGGAGCGAUUGCAGGUCGUUCAGUCACGGCCUAGCGUGUCUGCAAACUCCGCAGAAGCUCAUUCUACUGAUGUCCAGGGAGCAGGAGGUGACAGUGGUCUCAGUCGUGAACAAGAACUGGCUAUCGAGGUUUCGGAACUCAAACGCGAUUUGGACUUGACAAAGGGCGAGCUUGCGCAUGCUAAAGAGCAAGCCCAGGAAUACCAGGCCAUCAGCCAGUCCACCGAGGAGCGCAUGGAGGCGGAGGCCGAGACCAACGCACAGUACCGCGAGGAGACCGAUCGACUUAUCGAGGAGAAGGAUAAGAAGAUUAAGGAUCUCGAGGCCCGUGUUGAAGAGAUAUCCUCAGAGCUCUCUACCACCAAUGCCGAGAUCUCCAAGGUCCGCGAUGAGCACAGCGAAGCAACACGGCACCUUGAGGAGCAGAAAAAUACACUCGAGUCCGAGAUCACUCGCCUCAAGGACGAUAACGAACGACACAUCGCCGCUGCUCAGUUCCACCAAGAAGAUCUCAAGGCACAGGCAGAGAUCGCUCAGCACGCCCAGCAAAAUUACGAAACAGAACUUGUCAAACACGCCGAAGCCGCCAAAAACUUGCAGACUGUUCGUGCGGACGCGAACAAAAUGAAGCUUGACCUGGCCGAGUUGAGAACCCAGUCGGAUAACUAUAAGAAAGACCUGGCGCAGAAGGAGGAGAGUUGGGUUGAACAGCGUGCUAGGUACGAGGGUGAGCUCGCUGAGUUGCAUAAACGCCGUGAGGAGGUGCUACACCAGAACUCCUUGCUGCACACACAACUCGAGAACAUCACUACUCAGAUCUCGUCCCUGAAACGUGACCGUGCCAACGUCCCCGAAGCAUAUGACCAGGAAGGAGAACAGACGGGCUCCAACUUAGAGGGUCUCCAGGAGGUCAUCCACUUCUUGCGUCAAGAGAAGCAGAUUGUAGAUGUACAGCUUCACUUGUCCGAACAAGAAGGCAGACGACUUCGGCAGCAACUUGACUACACCCAGUCACAGCUCGACGAGACGCGACUUAAACUUGAGCAGCAACGGCGUGCUGCCGCCGACAGUGAUCACAAUGCUCUCAACCACAACAAGCUUAUGGAAACUCUCAAUGAGCUCAACCUCUUCCGCGAGAGCAAUGUCACGCUUCGCAGCCAAGUCAAGCAAACGGAGGCUACUCUGACUGAAAAAUCAGCCUUGGUUGAUGAACUUCGCCUGAAGAUUGAACCAUUGGAGACGAAGAUUGUUGAACUGGAGAAUAUCGUGGAAGGCAAGGAUGGAGAGAUGCAGAUCUUGCAAGCCGACAGAGAUCGGUACCAGCAGCGUGUGCAGAAUAUCCUUCAGAAAUACGACCGGGUUGAUCCUGCUGAGAUGGAAGCCCUCAAUGAGAAGAUCGCGGCCCUCGAGAAGGAGCGAGAUGAGGCGGUGUCUGCUCGGGAUGAGGCUGUAUCCGCUCGCGACGCUUUGCAGGCCGAAGCCGAUUCAUUCCCUGAACAGUUGAAGAACGCGGAGACCCGACUUGGUGAACUGCGCACUAAACUUACCGAUCAGUUCAAGGGUAGAUCUAAGGAGCUCUCGGGACGCAUCAACAGCAAGCAGCAGGAACUCAAUGUGGCUCUGCAGGAAAAGGAAGUGAUCCAGGAGGAGCUGAACACAACGAAGGCUGAGUUGGAGACUCUCAAAGCCAGUGUGGCCGGUGGCUCCGUUUCAGCCACUGCUCCUGUCACCGCGCCUGCACCUGCACCUGUUGUGCCAGAAUCCGCUGCCGUGAACCCAACACCGGCAUCUCAGUUCCCCACCUCGACUACUCAGGUUAUCGCCUCGGGCGACGAUCAGAAGAUCAAGAUGCUGGAAGAGAAGAUCCAGCGCCUCGAGGCCGCUCUUGCUGAGAAGGAUGGUCUUCUGGCAGCCAAGGAUGCUGAGUUGGAGGCUAAGAUCAAGGAGCGCUCCGACCGACUCAAGGAGAUGUUCAACAAUAAGCUCUCUGAGAUCAGGGCUGCCCAUCGCCAAGAAAUGGAGAAGCUGUCGAGUGGAGAAGCGUCCGUGCCUGCGACACCUGGCGUGGUCACCGACUCGGCACCUGCGACACCCUCCAAGUCUUCUAUCCUCCCCGAGUUGACCGAUGCCCAAGCGCGCGAGCUUGUUUUACAUAACGAGACGAUUCGCACCAUUGUGCGCAGCAACAUUCGCAGCCACAUUGCCAAAGAAAAGGAAAAGAUCAUCCAGGAAGCUCAGACAUCCUCCACUGCAAAUGACGGUGCUGCUGCCGCGGAGAUUGAACGGAAGUUCAACGAAGAAAUGGAAACUCUCAAGAAAGCCCACGAGGCAGAGCUAGAAGAGAAGGUCAAAUCCGCCCGCGAACUCUCCGAUAAGAAAUCUGCUGCCCGCAUCAGCAUGCUCGACACUCGAAUCAAGACUGCCCAGGCCAAGAUUGAAGUUGUCCAGAAAGCCGCUAGCGAGACACCGCAGAAGCCUGUUGUCGAGGUAUGGGAGGUAGCCAAGACAGCACGACCACCAGCUGCUGCACCAAAGCCCGCUGCGGCUCCAUCGCCCUCUCCUGCUGCCCCCGCUGCGCCUUCGCCUGCACCGACUGUCACACUGACUCCUGCGCCUGCAGCGCCAGCUCCUGCUGGUGAACAAGCCCCUGCCCCUGCGGCAAACCCCGCAGACGCUUCGGUUCCCGAGUCUACCACGACGGACGGACUGACUGAAGAAGGCGAGAUUGGGGCGGCUACCACUCCAGCCAACCCAUUCGGCCAACUGCAGCAGAACAACCAGACCGGUCAGCCUUCUUCGCUGCCCAGCAAACCACCUGCUGGCACCGCGCCUGCGACUUUGAAAGCUCUCCAAUCGGGUCUCCCAGUCGUCCGAGGUGGCCGUAACGCGUCGCGUGGCGGAGGCCAACAAAAUCCCUUCGGCCACGGUCAACAACAGCAGGGCCAGCAACAGGGACAAGCGCAAAGCCAGCGCGGAACUGGUCUUCCUCGAGGACGGGGUGGAAGAGGAGGGGGCCAGGGCCGUGGUGGUAACCAGAAUACCGCCAACGUUCAGAACCAAGCCCAGACACCCGCAGCGAACCGCGGGAAUUUGAAUGUCCAGGCCAAGCAGUUUGUUCCUCAACCAGGUAACAAGCGAGGCCGUGACGAUAACUCCGAUGCCACCAAUGACGGCGGAAGCGGUGGAAAGCGAAUGAGAGGAGGCGGAGGACAAGCUCGCGGAGGAGCUUCCUCUUAG